GUAGGCUGGAAUCACCCCCACCCCCUUCUCUCUCUCUCUCCUCUCUGUACAUAUACAAAUCCAUCCGGGAAAACCCCAGCAUCCAGCCUCUAUGAAUCUAUGUUCACCCGUCUAGGUUAACCAGUUUUAUUUGAUUAUUUUUGUCUCAGAUCCAUUGGCUAGUUUCAGUAUCAGGCGCCAUCGGACCUCUGGAAAUCAUCGAAUCUUCAUCGGUCCGAACAUUUUCACUUAUCUCGAUCUGUAGAUCGUUGAAACAAUUCGCGUCUAUAGGAAUCGUUCAUUUACUUAUGGUAUAAAUAUUAAAUAUAUGCUACUUAUAGGUUAUUGAUCUAUUUCGGACGGACGGACGACGGUUCAAGGGAAUGGAAAGAUUGUUGAAAGAAUCUACUAGAGAUUGAAGAUGCCUGGUUUAGCUCAGAGAAAUUAUCAACAAUUCACUAAUGGAAGUAUAUUGUCCAGCCCCUUGUCUUGCUCUAACGGAUCCAUUUCCGUCAAUGGAUUUUGGUCAAACCAUCGAGAUGACAUUAGCUACAACCAGCUCCAGAAGUUCUGGAGUGAUUUGUCAACACAAGCCAGGCAAGAGCUCCUACGGAUUGACAAACAAACACUUUUUGAGCAAGCUCGUAGAAAUAUGUAUUGCUCUCGCUGCAAUGGGUUAUUGCUGGAAGGAUUUUUGCAGAUUGUCAUGUAUGGGAAGUCUUUACAACUGGAGGGAUCAGGCAAGCAACAUAUUUGCAAUGGACCAGGAGCUUCUGUAAUUCAAAAUAAUGGUGAGCUAUGUGCAACGGAAAAUUGCCAAGAUGAAGUUCAAGAUCCAUCAGUCCAUCCAUGGGGAGGUUUGACCAGUACAAAGGAUGGGAUGCUUACCUUGUUGGAUUGUUAUUUAUAUUCAAAGUGUUUAAGGGGACUCCAGAAUGUGUUUGACAGUGCACGUGCAAGAGAAAGAGAACGUGAAUUACUUUAUCCUGAUGCUUGUGGUGGGGCAAGUCGAGGUUGGAUAAGCCAGGGUAUGAUGAGUUAUGGAAGAGGGCAUGGAACAAGGGAAACAUGUGCUCUACAUACUGCUAGACUUUCAGUUGAUACAUUGGUGGACUUUUGGUCUGCGCUUGGUGAAGAAACACAACAUUCUCUUCUAAGGAUGAAAGAGGAGGAUUUCAUAGAGAGGCUCAUGUACAGGUUUGAUAGCAAGAGAUUCUGCAGAGAUUGCAGGAGGAAUGUUAUACGUGAGUUCAAGGAACUAAAGGAAUUAAAACGUAUGAGGAGGGAAACUCGCUGUAGCAGUUGGUUCUGUGCAGCUGAUACAGCCUUCCAAUAUGAGGUUUCUCAUGAUUCUGUCCAAGCUGACUGGAACCAAUCAUUCACAGAUAGCGCUGGAGCAUACCAUCAUUAUGAAUGGGCCAUUGGUACUUGUGAAGGGAAGUCUGACAUUCUUGAAUUUGAAAAUGCUGGAACAAGCGGAAGGGUUCAUGUUAGUGGCUUAAACCUUGAUGGCUUAAAUGCUUGCUAUAUCACACUUAGAGCUUGGAGAAUGGAUGGCCGAUGCACAGAACUUUCUGUCAAGGCUCAUGCUUUGAAAGGCCAACAGUGUGUGCACUGCAGGCUUGUGGUAGGUGAUGGUUAUGUUACAAUUACGAGAGGAGAAAAUAUCAGAAGGUUUUUUGAGCAUGCCGAAGAGGCUGAAGAAGAAGAGGAUGAUGAUUCAGUGGAUAAGGAUGGAAAUGAACUAGAUGGAGGGUGUUCUCGUCCUCAGAAGCAUGCUAAGAGUCCUGAGCUUGCUCGCGAAUUUCUUGUGGAUGCUGCAACUGUAAUUUUCAAGGAACAGGUAGAGAAGGCGUUUAGAGAAGGAACUGCACGGCAAAAUGCUCAUAGCAUAUUUGUAUGUCUUGCUCUCAAGCUGUUGGAAGAACGUCUUCAUGUUGCAUGCAAAGAAAUAAUCACACUAGAAAAGCAGGUGAAACUCCUUGAAGAGGAAGAAAAGGAAAAGCGAGAAGAGGAAGAGAAAAAGGAAAGAAGAAGAGCAAAAGAAAGGGACAAAAAGCUAAGGAGGAAGGAGAGAUUGAGGGAAAAAGAAAAGGACAAAGACAAAGAGAAGAAAUCUGAGGAAUCUUCUUCUGAGUCAAGUCACAGUCCCACUGUUCCCGACAUUUCAAAGGAGGAAGAAGAAGCUUUGGUAAAUGACGACGAUGAUGAUGAGGAUUCAAAUCUCAUGAAUAACACAGACGAGGCUAUUACAUGUACGCCUCCAUCCCCAAAUGGUCAAGUUGAAUCUUCUAUUUACUCUUCUACUGAGCCUGCAAAUUCAAACGGUAAAAGUUUACAUACCCCUGAAAACCUAAAACAAUCUCAUCGAAAAAUCACUCCCAGGAAAGACAUCGAAUCAGAUCCAUCUUUAAAAUGGACAGACAGAUGGCGACUUAAAGUAUCUUCUGAAAACGGAGUCUCAGUAAACAAACCCGACCCAAGAAACUGUGAAUGUGAUUCCGAAACUCCUGCAAAGAGCACCAAGGUAAGUAUGAACAAGCAACAACCGAGGAGUAGUAGUAAAAAUAACAAUGGUGUCCAUUGCUUAAACUGCCGUGCACGCGAUAGAUAUGACUUCAAUUCCUGCAGCUGCGGUCAACAACGCAAUAACGACUACAAAGUUAAGGUAGAUCGAUAUGUUUCUUCAACAAGAAUAGAACAUUCACCAGAUUCGUCAAAGCCAUUUUAUCGUCCUAAUAAGCUCAAAGCCAGAGACUUUCCUCUUGUAAGAAAAGUCUGGGAACCAAUGGAAUCGCAGAAAUCAAAUCAUCUUCCCAAAUCACCAUCUUCUUCUGCUACUGCUGUUGCUGAUGUUGCUGAUGUUGUUAUUCCCAAAUUGGAUGACAGCUGUCAAAUGGAAAUUGACUCACAUUGUGUAGUAAACAAUAAAGAAACAAACGAUGAUGAGGAUGUAGAAUCAUGUCCGGUUGCUGCAUCGUUGUCAGGAUCUGACAACUGUUCGUCGUGUCCAAGUGAAGGAGACAAAAUAACUGCCUUUUCAAGCUCCCCAAACCCAGAAUCGUCUUCAUCUUCCUCAGACUCUGAAGAACAUCUUAACACAAAGGGUUCAAUAGAAGAGCAGUCGAUAAAGGAAUCUCAACCUAUUAAGGCGAAUAUAAUUAGUCCUCAACAACAUCAUCAUCAUCAAGGAAUGUUUCAGCAGAUUCAGAAUCAGAGACUUCAACAGGUUCCAAUCUUUCAAGCACCUUCACCAAUAGGAUACUACCAUCAUCAUCAUCAAGCACCCCCGGUUCCUUGGACAACAGCAGCUCAUCACGCUAAUGGAUUAUUACCCUACCCAGUUUUUGCUACUCCAAUGGGAUUCAGUUUAAAUGGGAAUUCGCACUUCAUGCAGUACGGUUCUUUACAUCUCCCACCGCCACCUUCCCCGUUGGUUAGUCACAGCCAGUUGCCUUCUUAUCAGCCAAUUGCUAGAUCUAAUAAUGGGACGGAAUCAUCAUUGAAUCAAACUAAGAUACCUCCUAAUAAUAAGACGACAGCAGGCAGUGAAAGAAAUGGAGGAGAAGAGAAGAAUUCAGGGUUUUCUCUGUUCCAUUUUGGUGGUCCUGCAGCACUUUCAGAUGGGUAUAACUCGAAUUCGAAUCCUCCUUUGCCGACAAAAGAAGAAGGGGUUGUUGGUGCUUGCGAUAAAAAGGAUGAUACUAUUGAAGAGUAUAAUUUGUUUGCUGCGGGCAAUGGCAUCAAAUUCCAGUUUCCAUUUUUCUAAUAAAGCUACUACUACUACUAGGUUGUGAGGUGGUGCUGCUGCUGCUACCUACUUACACACAAUCUAUCCACCAGUUCCAGCAGUUAUAUUUCAAGGAUAUGCUGUAAGUUUGAAACAAAAUAAGAUUUUUCUGCUUACAAAAUUUUCAGCAUAUACAACUACAACAAAGCCUUUUUCAUGUUGGUUUCUCUCUUUUUACAAUAUGAUUAUACUUUUUUACAA
This is a messenger RNA of Impatiens glandulifera, 3970 nucleotides long. RefSeq lists its product as uncharacterized. The coding region runs from base 401 to 3748 and encodes 1115 amino acids. The transcript has 8 exons. The record is from RefSeq and is a predicted model, not a curated record. Lineage: Eukaryota; Viridiplantae; Streptophyta; Magnoliopsida; Ericales; Balsaminaceae.